Molecule: messenger RNA, 576 nt
Organism: Gossypium arboreum
Lineage: Eukaryota; Viridiplantae; Streptophyta; Magnoliopsida; Malvales; Malvaceae
Product: cucumisin-like
Exons: 1
Coding region: 1-576 (191 amino acids)
Biological process (GO): proteolysis
Molecular function (GO): serine-type endopeptidase activity
Source: RefSeq, a predicted model, not a curated record
AUGCAGCCUGAUCUUACAGCACCUGGGGUCGACAUUUUAGCAGCAUGGUCUGAAGCUGUCCCAUUGACAGAAACCGAAGACGAUACAAGAGUUGUUUCCUACAACAUUAUUUCAGGUACAUCCAUGUCAUGUCCCCAUGCGAUCGGUGCGGCCGCUUAUGUUAAAUCAUUUCAUCCAACAUGGUCCCCUGCCGCCAUUAAAUCUGCUUUAAUGACAACAGCUUUUCCGAUGAGUUCCGAGAACAACAUCGAAGCUGAGUUCGCAUACGGUGCAGACCAUAUAAACCCUGCACUAGCAGCCCGACCCGGAUUGAUAUACGAUGCUGGGGAGAUUGAUUAUGUUAAAUUCUUGUGUGGACAAGGAUAUAGUCCUAAACAAAUCAAGCUCAUAACCGAAAGUAACACCAAAUGUUCUGAAGUAAUGAAUGAAGCUGUGUGGGAUCUAAACUACCCUUCUUUCGCACUAUCCACAACUCCCGGAGAUUCGGUCACACGAGUCUUUCAUCGGACAGUGAUGAACGUUGGCUCACCAGUGUCGACUUACAAGGCGGUCAUUAAUGCUCACCAGGACUCAUAA